AUUAACAUAAUUAUUAUAGUUUAAUUUUUUAAUAAAAUUAAAAAAAAUUAAUUACUUGGCUACUGUAACGUACUUUAACAUUUGUUUUGUAGAUACACUAUUUAAAUACUCAUGUUUUUACUUAUAAUUCAAAUAAAGUACACAUACUAAUAAAAAUAUUGAAAAAAUAAGUAUUCACUUUGGUAUGUAUGUAUAAACAUUUUUUCGCAAUGUAUAAUUUUAAUGUUAACUUACUUUUAUUAAAAAAUAGUUGCCACAUCUAUUAGAACCGUUUGAUUAUUUUCCAAAAAUUUUAACGUCUGAUUAUUAAGUUUUCUCACAUGCAGAAAUAAGUAGAGAACGAAUGGACUGCAGAGAUACGACCCUCGAUUCUAUAUACGUUUUAAUUUGUUGUGUGUUUGCAUGAGCACUUUACCCUUUCUUCAUUUCAUUAUCAUUGUAAACAAUAACAGUACCUGAACAUACGGAAGCCCGGUCACGACAUCUGCAUAAAAACGCAUAAGCAAUUAAGCACGCACAAGAACAAGUAUAAUUUAUUUUAUACAUACUUGUUUUUGUGCGCGCUUCGCGCUUCUGCAUUUUUAUAGAUGUCGUGACCGGUUUCCGUAUGAAUACGAGGUCGCGACAAACCAAUAACCAAUCAGUAAAGAUAGACGAAUCCGAAGUAGCUCCAAUGUAGGCUCUCUUCACUGUUGCACGCACCAAUCAUCAUCAAAGCAUUGAGGAAUGAGAGAGAGAGAGAGAGAGAGAAAAAGAGGAUGGCCUGCACAUACUCACACACACACUCAACUUAUAUCAGGUAGGUACAUACCUACCACCUACGUAUAGCUAUCAUAGCUAUACAGUGGCUACCUCACUGCGACCAAAAGAACAACUGCAGUUCCUAAAUUGACAACAAUUUUAAUUGUUAUGCCAAUAACCGCAGUUAACUUAUACGUUUACAGUGCACAGUCCUUCAUUAGUCGCGUGGACUUUGAGUUGAAAGUUACUAAUUUACAUGCGGCUUGAAUACAGACAACAGGAACAACAGUGAUUGUCUUAUACCUUUUGUUUUAACUGUUUAUGAUUUCAAUUUAAUAUUUAUUGUUUAUUAAAGAACGUUGUGUCAAGACAUUUGUAAACAUGUCGUAUCAGUUAUAUAGAAAUACGACCUUAGGCAACACCCUGCAGGAAAGUCUUGACGAAUUGAUACAAUAUGGUCAAAUCACACCUACCUUAGCUGUGAAGGUCUUGUUGCAGUUUGACAAAUCAAUCAACCAGGCUUUGGCAACAAGAGUAAAGUCCAGGCUUAGUUUUAGGGCUGGCAAACUAAAUACAUAUAGAUUUUGUGAUAACGUAUGGACAUUUAUGCUUAAUGAUGUUGAGUUUAGGGAAGUUCAGGAAGUUGCUAUUGUAGAUAAGGUCAAAAUAGUUGCUUGUGAUGGAAAAACACUUGAUACAGAUGGUCAGAAGCGGUAACAUUCUCGUCGUCGUACUUUAUAUUUAUUUGGGUUGCAUCAAGGAUUUUUUUAAACAAUAGAUCAAACUAUUUAUUUAUUAGUUACAUUUCCUUUAUUUGUGAUAAAGCUGUCAAUAAAAAACUAUU
This is a messenger RNA of Copidosoma floridanum, 1585 nucleotides long. RefSeq names its product general transcription factor IIA subunit 2 (gene TfIIA-S). Gene Ontology annotation, cellular component: transcription factor TFIIA complex. Gene Ontology annotation, biological process: transcription initiation at RNA polymerase II promoter. The record is from RefSeq and is a predicted model, not a curated record. NCBI's taxonomy places the organism in Eukaryota, Metazoa, Arthropoda, Insecta, Hymenoptera, Encyrtidae.